AUGAAUGAGGAUAGUAAGAAGACGGAUACAAGGUACAAAAAAUAUAAACGUAGAUAUAAGAAGAAAGAUAACGGAUUAAAUAGGAUAGAUAAUAAAAGUGUAGUAAUUAAUUUAUCAAAAAAAGACUUAACCAAGAAACAGAUAAAUCUACUUUCAAAAGGUGAGACUUUUGUCCCAAAUAACAGAAAACCAGAUGUACCAAAUAUCAUGUGUGAAUUAAAAGAAUGGAAAAGGAGAAUGAGGUUACGAGAGUUUUUUUACGAUUCACAAAGAGAAAAUAAUGAUAAUGAAGUAAGUGAGGAAUGGUGUGAUAAGAAAAAAAGUAACAGUUGUUUCACUCCUAAUAGUGGAAGAGAUAAAUGUUUGGAUGCUUACAUAGAUGCAGUAAAAGAAGAAAUCUUAAAAGGUAUGAAGAAAAAAGAAGUGCAUAAUAUCUCUAGAUUAGAAGAAAUUGCGAUGAAAGACCUCCUUGAAGAUGGAACUAUUGUUAUUAGACCUGCAGAUAAAGGAUCAGGGAUAGUGAUACUAGACUCUGAUAAAUACAAUGAAGAUAUUGAAAAUGAAUUAAAGGAUGCAAGUACAUAUAAACAUGUAAGUGAAGACCCAACAGCAAUGAUUUUAAAGACAACAAAGAAACUCAUAAAUAGAAUGGAUAAAGAUAGAACUCUCCCUAAAAGACUUUCACAGUAUUUAAUUCCCGACAGCCCAAGACCAGGACAAAUAAAGGGAAAUCCCAAAAUACAUAAACCAGACAACCCCCUCCGACUAAUCAUAAGUGGUAUUGGAACAGUGACAGAACAAGUGGCAGAACUAGCUGAGAAAGAAUUAGAUGAAUUUGUAAUUAAUACGCCUAGUUAUAUAAAAGACACCUCCCACUUCCUUAAUGAAAUUAAAGACAUAAAAAAUCUACCAAACAAAAAUGCAAUACUAUUUUGCUUUGAUGUGGAGAAACUAUAUCCAUCAAUACCAAAGAAUGACGGGCUAGAAGCAUGCAAAGAAGCUUUAGCAUACCGCAAGUCAAAACAAAUUCCUGAUGAAGAGAUUCUGAAUAUGAUACAGCUAGUUCUUGAAAACAACAACUUUGAGCAUAAUGGAAAACAUUACAUACAGGUUGAUGGAACGGCUAUCGGAUCAAAGCUUGGGAAAAAUUAUGCUUGUACAUACAUGCGAAUUUGGGAUAGAAAGUUGUCAGAAUUUAGGUUACAACCACUUAUAUACAAAAGAUUCAUAGAUGAUGGCUUUGGUAUCUGGACACAUGGAAUAGAGACUUUACAGCAAUUUACAGAAUAUGCAAAUAACAUCCAUUCAAAAAUAAACAUAAAGUUACGACACAGCCAUAAACAAAUCGAGUUUUUGGAUACGUUGGUAAUUUUAGAAAAUGGGAACAUUGAAACUGACUUUUAUAGCAAAGAAACAGACACGCACAUUUAUCUACACAAAGAUUCAGACCACCCCAGAAAUACAAAGCAAGCUAUACCUCAUGGCCUUGGAAUCCGCUUGAAAAGAAUAUGCAGUGACGAUAACAAAUAUUAUAAACAAAGAUCACUCCUCGGAGAACAGCUUAAAAGUAGAGGUUACAAGACAGAGUGGAUAAACAGACAUCUCAAAAGGGCAGACCAAACAUCCAGAAAAGAAGCAUUAGAAAAGAAAAAUAAACCAAUGGACCAAGGGAGAAUCCCAUUAGUGCUUACAUAUUCAAGCUACCUGCCAGAUACACACAAAAUUGUGAAGAAAAAUAUGAGUAUUCUGCAAAAAUCUAAAAGGAUGACAGAUGUAUUUAGGUCACCACCAAUUGUAGCAUACAAAAGAUCAAAAAACUUUAGAGACAUUUUAAUUCAUGGAAAACUAAAAAAAAAAGAAAGGCAUAAUACAGAGCAGCCGUUGUAG
Molecule: messenger RNA, 1887 nt
Organism: Ruditapes philippinarum (Manila clam)
Lineage: Eukaryota; Metazoa; Mollusca; Bivalvia; Venerida; Veneridae
Exons: 1
Coding region: 1-1887 (628 amino acids)
Source: RefSeq, a predicted model, not a curated record